GGCUUUGAGUAUCUUUCUGAUAACACAGUACAUCCUGCUAAAGAAUAACACAGCGUGCAAUUGUAUAUCGUACCCAAAGCAAAAGAUAAAACGAGAUAGUAUAUGCGAAGAAAGCAUCACAACGGUCAGUCUAAACAUCACGGAGCAAACAUCAACUUCAUAGAAAGAGCAAUAAAUCAUGGGAUUACUUUACGGCCUAAUCGCUAUUUUGACUGUCAAGAUAUUAUUUUUACAAGUGGACAUAGAGCACGUGAAUGCAUUCAGUGCAAUGACCAGUAAUGUUUUGCGGCAUGAGUAUUCGCCGCUUCAAUACAAAUUAAUGCAUAAACUUGAUAAUUUAAACUGCAAGGAAAUACUCAGGCAGAAAAUACCAGAAUACCGUCCUUAUACAGAAACAUAUAGAACGAUCGAUCCGUUUGGAUUCUAUCAGAUCAGGACUCGAACUAAUUACAGGCGAUUGAUCCACAACGAGAUAACAUGCUGCGAAGGCUACGUUCUAUCCGGAGCUAUGUGCACGCCGCGUUGCCCGGAAUCGUGCAAAAAGGGUACUUGCGAGGAACCGGAUGUGUGCACCUGCAACAAAGGGUACCGCAAGUUGAGCGACGGCAUGUGCGCGCCGGAGUGCACGAACGGCUGCGUCAACGGCACCUGCGUCGAUGCCGAGGUUUGCAGUUGCAACGAGGGUUACUCGCUGGACUCGGAUGGAUUCACAUGCCGGCCCGUGUGCGACGAGAGUUGCGAGUGGAAUAACGGAUCCUAUUGCUCCGAGCCGAACGUGUGCACGUGCCGUCUCGGUUACAGGAAAAUUGACGAUGACUACCAACUCAUUUGCAAGCCCGUUUGCGAUCACAAGUGCACCAACGGCCAUUGCACGUUACCCAAUGUUUGCACGUGCAACCCGGGCUACGAGGUGGACGAGGACGAUCCGUUCGUCUGCGAGCCCAAAUGUGAUCAGCCGUGCAUUUUCGGGACGUGCACGGCACCGGGGACGUGCACCUGCGAUCACGGUUACAGAGCGGCGAAUGCGAGUGUCUGCGAGCCGAUAUGCAGCGAGCCCUGCGAGAUGGGCACGUGCGUGGCACCGGAGAGUUGCAGCUGCAAGGAGGGCUACGGACUACGUUACGGCAGUUCCAAAUACAAAUGCGAGCCUAUCUGCGAGAACGACUGCAGCAACGGCACAUGCAUCGCGCCCGGAUCGUGCAUUUGUAAUCUUGGAUAUGUUUAUGAUGAAACGAAUCAAAUGUGCAAGCCACAUUGCCAGAUACCUUGCGAAGAAAACGCAGAAUGUAUAGGGGAUGAUAGAUGCGCUUGCAUGAAAGGAUAUCGCUUAAUACUCCCACAUUUAAUGACAGACAAUAUAUAUAUUAAUGACAUUCGCAUAAAAGAGCUGAAGCAAAAACUUUGCCAACCGGUAUGCAAUUUCAAGUGCAUCAAUGGUGGGUGCACCGAGCCAAACGUAUGCACCUGCAAUCCCGGUCACUAUCCGUCGUGGAUCUAUCAUCCCAGUCAAAAUAACAGCUUGAUGCGCUUCUGCCUCAAAGUCCACGGACCUCCCUGCGACGAGCACUCGUGCGGCGAUAACGGGACAUGCGACGUGUCCGGCGUUUGCGUUUGCAACGAGGGUUACGCGAAGGACACGAACAAUGAUUGCGUGCCCUCCUGCGAUCCAGCGUGCUCCAACGGCAUCUGUCACGACGGUUUCGUACCGGAUAUCGUCAAUCACUCAGGAUGCAUCCCCGAGUGUACUCGCAACUGCAGCGGACACGGCGAGUGUGUCAUUGACCGCUACAAUUUAUACAACGCAUGCGAGUGUCAGUUCGGAUGGAUGGGACAGGACUGCGAUGAACCGACCAUAUGCCUCAUCAUGAUGACCUACGAUCAUUACGACGUCAACAGAAUCACGAUUUGUAAUAACACAAAUAGUACAAUCUUACAAGCUAUCCACAGCGUACCGUAUUGUGACUGCGACUAUUCCCUUGAUAACGAAACACUAUGCAUCAUGAUGCAUUCUGCUGAUGGCAAUACAACUAAUAUCGGCUGCUUGAUUAAAACAGAUUUGCCAUGUUAUGUGACUAAUAACAAUCAGCUUUUUGCCUCGACUAAUGUUAUCAAAAUAGUUUGGUCUUUCGUGACUAUCGCUAUAUUACUGGCCACAGGUCUGGUAGCAAUAACGUAUAUAAAGUAUCGCAAACGUCAACAGAAGAAAUUAGCUACUUUAGGUAUUUUUCAAAGUGUAUUAAUAACGAGAAUUAUCAUGCUUUCACGAUUUGGCGAAAGCGUAACUGAAAGAUAAUUGCGACAUCCUACUUUUUCAACUGUCCAUCAACAAAUAUCUUUGUGCGAGAACCUUUUGCCACCGAGUCCUUGUUGUCCGACUAUGAGAUC
Wasmannia auropunctata (little fire ant) is the source of this 2385-nucleotide messenger RNA. Its product is annotated as multiple epidermal growth factor-like domains protein 11. The record is from RefSeq and is a predicted model, not a curated record. The transcript is spliced from 8 exons. The coding region runs from base 179 to 2293 and encodes 704 amino acids. Lineage: Eukaryota; Metazoa; Arthropoda; Insecta; Hymenoptera; Formicidae.